This is a messenger RNA of Aspergillus pseudoviridinutans, 714 nucleotides long. RefSeq lists its product as uncharacterized. NCBI's taxonomy places the organism in Eukaryota, Fungi, Ascomycota, Eurotiomycetes, Eurotiales, Aspergillaceae. The record is from RefSeq and is a predicted model, not a curated record. The transcript has a single exon. The coding region runs from base 1 to 714 and encodes 237 amino acids.
AUGCGUCUCCACCUGUUCUCAUGCAUCUACGUGGCCAUUCUUGCCUCUACUGUCAGUGCAACUGGUUGCAGCAAAUGCCUCAAUCAAAACGAGGACAAUAUCCGUCUCGGCUGCUUCAAUAAAUGCAAAGAAGCCUUCAAUCCCAGCAGCACCGAAUAUCGGGUCUGUCGCGAUCAGUGCACCGAGUUUGUCUUUCAUGACCACUGCUGUACCUCUUCCUGCAGCAGCAAAUCUGGCGUCUGUCUGAAUGACUACUUCCACCGCGUGGGCCUGACCAAGCGGGACUCGAUGGACGAGGAAGCCUAUUAUCAAUCUCAGCUAGAGGCGAUUCGCGAAAAUCCCGACCUACUCGACAAACGAGCGCUGCUAGCAGGUGAUGCUCCCUACCAUCUGAUCCGAAGUACUGAGGACUUACACUCACUCAAUUAUCCGGAUUUUAAUGAGACUAUCGUGUACGAUAUGAGCGAGCAUAACGGCCCAGGGGCUCUAGAUCGUCGGAUUGACCAGGGCCAAACCUGCUGCUGGGUCGCGGGGGCGGUGCUUCAAAAGGGCCUCGUUGAGGUUGGGACAGCAUGGACAAGUGAUGACUGGACCGACGAGCAGCGCCAGGGACUGGUGCUCGUCAGCUUUGGCGUUGCGGGAGCAUAUGCUUGCAACUAUGUUUACAAUGUUAAAUGUCUCUUAUUCAAUGCCAGACCUGCGCCGCAAGUUUAA